This is a messenger RNA of Closterium sp. Naga37s-1, 3042 nucleotides long. The record is from the annotation of a GenBank genome assembly. Lineage: Eukaryota; Viridiplantae; Streptophyta; Zygnematophyceae; Desmidiales; Closteriaceae.
AUGGUUGCUCCGUCUCCAAGGGCCCGCGGGAGCGGCGCUUCGCGAAGAUCCUGCGAAGGGGCUCUGCCUGCGCGCGCGCACCGGUCCGGCGGGUUGGCAGGCGAAGCGGUGGUGGCGAAGGUGACCGCGCUUCGACUGGAUGACGUGGCGGAGGUUUAUUCGUCGGAUGAAGAGUUUCUAGACAUGUUUUGCGAACGCGACUCCGACAUUCGCGAUGACUUACGCGAACAAGGAGUGCCCGACCACACUGGCGGCUCGCACGGCGUCGCAGGGCAACACUCGUCGACGGCGGUAGCAAGCCCCUCUGCGACUGGUGCGACUGUGUCCAAAUCGUCGUCGAUGUCGCAGUUGUCGCAGCGCUUCGUCAUACCGCAUUCGCACACCGUGCCACUUCCGCCGCCGUCUCCUGCGGGCGCGCGGAGGGCGCUGCGGAAGGCCUUUAGCCACAACGACGAGAAGAACGUCCGCGCGAUCGGCGGAAACGGUCGGCGCAACUCCCGCUUGGCGCAGGCGAAGGCGGGUGGCGCAACUCCCGCGCAUGCGAGCGGGUUUCACUGCUACGCGGUAGAGGAGUCCCCGCGCAUCCCCGCGCAUAGCUGCGCGGAAGGGCCCGCGGAAGAUCUCGCGGAAGGGCCCGCAGAAGGUCUUGCGGAAGUGUCCGCGCACAGAGGCUCGUGGGUUGAUCGCAACGAUGCUGGAGACGAUAACGCUACUUCGCGUGGCGGUUCGUGGAAUAAUUCUGACCGUUGGAUCGACGAUGCGGACGAUUGGAUGCCUCCCACGUCAAGACGGCAGCAGCAGCAGACGCAACAGCAACAGCAACAGCACCAGCAGCAGCAGCGGCGGGAUCUUCAAAAGCAGGGGUCGAUCCAGGGAAGUCGAGGCGCUUUAAGAUCCGGAAGCCGCGCCGCGGAUAGCGCCCAUCCCGUGCCGGCCGAUGCGGUAACCGGCGCAGCGGCGCAGAUCAACUCCGGAAUGGCGCAAACUCACCCCGCAGCGCGUUUCUCGCCACGCACGAUUCGCGAGACGACCGCGUCUAUAAGCGGACGAUCGCGCAGCUCGUCGGAUCUGCAGCGCGCCGCCAAUACCUCCGCGCUUCUCCCGCCGUUUCCCGCUUCCCCGUCCGCCGGUUCCCCAUCUGCCGCUUCCUCGUCCACCGCUUCCCCGUCCGCCGCUUCCCCUUACCCUGCAUUCCCAACCUCUCUCUCCACCCCCUCUGCGCGCCCCUCACUCGCUCUCGUCUCCCCUUCUUCCUCCUCUUCCGCCGGCCCCUCCCCUUCUUCCGCUUCCUCCUCCCCUUCAUUUUCCGCCUUCCCGCGACCUUCCGCGCUCGCAUGUCGUAUUACUAGACCCGCCGCCGCCAGUACUGCACGAUCCGCGGCGCGUGACGUGGCACCCGCAUCACCCCGCCGCCCGUCGGGGAUCGCGGCGGCAAUCGCGGCGCAGGCUGCGGCAGACGCAGCGGCGGCAAUUCCGUCCGACGUGGACUCGGACGAAGAAGCGAUGGGGAUUGUAAACGCGCUGCGGCGGACGCGCAGCAACCCGCGAUCUGCGCUGCCGUCGCGUCCGCCAGUGGUCUCUGCUGCGGGGAAAGGAUCCGCGCAAGGAUCCGCGCAGACGUUGCCCUUAGUCCGGAGCGGUUCGCAAAAAUCUGUUGAUGUUUGUGGCAGUGGGGGAGGAAACGGUGCUGACGUGUACGCGUCUGGUGCUGGCUGCAGUAACGAGUACAGUGCAAGCUACAGUGAAAAAAGUCACGGUGGAAGACAAGAAGGUACGGACUUGGAAGGGGGGGAAGGGGGGAAGGAGGAGGAGGAGGAGGAGGAGGAGGAGGAGGAGGAGGAGGAGGAGGAGGAGGAGGCGGCGGAGGAGGGGAAGGAGGGGGAGGGCCUGACACCCCAGCAGCUCUGCGGGAUAGCCGAAGCUGCUAGUCUGGUUCGGCAGGUGGUGAAGCUCGGGUUCCUGCUGCCGUAUCCCAAAGCCGACAACGUCAUCCCCGUGCGCCUUGCAGACGAAUGGAUCGCAGCAUCACGAGUGGCUCUGGAGGUGCUAGGCCCCAAAUACUCGGACGCCUUUGAUGUGGUGCCGCACAUUGCCAACUCCAACUGUGACCGGCAGGAGGCCAAGGAGGCUGCGCAGCUCCUACUCAGGGAUGGAGUGGUGGGAGUGGUGGGCCCGGCAUGCACGGAGGCAGCGUUGGGAGCAGCAGACGUUCUCGUGCCUGCUGGCGUUCCCAUCGUCUCAUUCGCUGCCACGUGGGAUGGAUUCAGAGACCGGGAGAGAUUCGGCAGCUUCUUCCGCACUGUCUUUGGCGACAGGCACCAGGCAGCAGCCAUGCGCUCCCUGCUUCAGGAGUUUGUGUUUGAUCGAGUCAUUCUGUUCUUCACAGAGGACACGUACGGCUCAGCGCUAGGUUAUGAUAUCGAGUAUUUCGCGCGCAGUGACAACCUCACAGUGCACAGCAUACCCGUUCCGGUGCCCUGCCUCAACUACUCCUCCCUCCUCCUCAACCUCUCCGACCCAAACCCUUCCAAGCCGCUCAUUCAAUCCGAUGACUCCACAGUGGUGGUCCUAGCGGUCUCACCCAACGCAGCUGAGGGCAUCUGGCGCGCUGCACUAGACCUGGGUCGGUUGGAAUACCCUUGGUGGUAUUUCGGGACGGAUGGAGCAGUGGCAUUCGAUCUGGUGGGGGAAGGCCAGAACCUGACAGCCUUAGCGUCAGCACUGCAAGGGGAGAUGGGGAUCGCUCCUUACAAGGGAGACUACUCGGACUCGUCCCCUAUAUGGGAAUACAUAAUGCACUGGCGGACCAAGCGCCAUGACAUCUACCCUGGAUUGCUCACUCUCGACGUCGGGCCCUCCCUCCCCCGAUUCAACACCACCCGCCAAUACGUGCCCUACCUCUUUGAUGCCGUUCACUCCUUUUUCGAAGCUUUUAGCAGCAUCAUCGCCGACCAGAAUGCAGCACCCACAAAGGAGCUUGUGCUGGCGUGCUUCAAAGGCGUGCCGCGGGGAUGCAUCAACUUCACGGGAACCACAGGACAG